Emiliania huxleyi CCMP1516 is the source of this 2596-nucleotide messenger RNA. RefSeq lists its product as hypothetical. The transcript is spliced from 13 exons. The record is from RefSeq and is a predicted model, not a curated record. Bases 46 to 2340 code for a protein of 764 amino acids. Gene Ontology annotation, biological process: N-glycan processing; carbohydrate metabolic process. Lineage: Eukaryota; Haptophyta; Isochrysidales; Noelaerhabdaceae. Gene Ontology annotation, molecular function: calcium ion binding; mannosyl-oligosaccharide 1,2-alpha-mannosidase activity. Gene Ontology annotation, cellular component: endoplasmic reticulum; Golgi membrane.
CGGCGCUCGCUGCUCUCGUUCUGCCUUCUCCUCUCCAGGACCCGCAUGAGACAGCACUCCGACUUUAGCGACGCCUUCGGGCCGCUCUCCUCGAAGCGGCGACGCGGGACCAACUUUGCGGCGGUGCGGCGGCGGCUGCCGUGGCUCUUUAUAGCGCUGCUCCUCGUUUACGGCCUCUCCUUCCUCUGGGGCGGCGCAGAGCACGCCAGCGGCGGCAGCGACCCGGCGAUGGAGGCGCUCGGCAUCAAGAUGGUGCAGCAGGCCCGCGGCAAGGUGUCGGAGCCGGGAUGCGACCGCGGCGCGGCUGGCGCACAGGCGGCGUCUGGCUCUGCGAUGGCGGGAGACUUCAAGUCGCUGCGCCCUAAGUCUGACAAGGUCGAGCUACGCGCGGCGGGCGCCGCUCUCGACGGCGCCUCCCUCUCCCUCGCUGCUUGGGUGCUGCCGCCCGCGCCUGCGGACGGCAAGGUCCUCUCCAUCCAGACCAUCGCCUCCACAAAGGCCUCCGGCUGCGCCGUCGACGCGGAUCACCGGGGCGUCGCCGUUUUCCUCAACGAGUGGCAGACCAAUUCGGGCCAGCUCUACCUCUCGUGGGGCUCCGCCGCGUCGGGCUGCGAGGAGAUCGCCACCGCGGUGAACAGCGUCAAGCCAGGCCGUUGGACGCACGUCGCUGCGACGCUGUCGGCGUCGCGCGCGCGGCUGUACGUCGACGGCGAGCUGCUCGCGGACUCGGAGCGGGACGGCAGCGGCAAGCUGCUCGGGGUGGACAACUUUCACCACGGCGGAGACCAGUCCGCCGGGGUGUCGGACCGGCUCUUUCGCGGCGGGGAGACGGCGCUCCGCGGGAGCCUCUCCGGUGUUGACGAGCUGGAGACGGUGCCGAUCGCGCAGGUGGUGCCUAAGGAGGACGUGGCGAUCAGCGCGCGCUACGCGGAGGUGAACGCGUCCGAUGCGCUGGCACGGGUGCGGCUGGAGGCGGUGCGCGGCGCGUUCAAGCGCGCGUGGGGGGCGUACCGGAAGCACGCGUGGGGCAUGGAUGAGAUCAAGCCAAUCAGCAACAAGUCGCACGACUGGCUGCACUUGGGCGCGACGAUGAUCGACUGCCUCGACAAUCUGUGGAUCUUCGGGCUCAAGGCCGAGUUUGACGAGGCCAAGGAGUGGGUUGCGACCAAGCUCAGCUUCAGCCGCGCGGUGGGCAUCUCGAUGUUUGAGACGGUGAUCCGGAUCAUCGGCGGGCUGCUCUCGGCGUUUGAGCUGUCGCGCGAGGCGGUGUUCCUCCGCAAGGCGGAGGAGCUGGCCGGCCUGAUGAUGUACUCGUUCAAGGCCAACCCCGAGACGGGCGUGCCCUGCACCACCAUCUCGCUCGACGGGUCGCGCCGGUGCACCUUCCCCACGUGGACGCAGCGCAACGCAAUCUUGGCCGAGUUUGGGACCAUCCAGCUCGAGUUCAAGUACCUCGCGCACCACACCGGCCGCAAGGAGUUUUGGGAGGUCGCGGAGCGCCAGAUCCGCAACGUGCGCGGCCGGACGCAGCCGGCCGGCCUGUACCCAAACUUUAUGUCGCCGAAGACGCUCCGCUGGACGACGACCAAGGUGUCGAUGGGCGCGCUCGCGGACUCGUUCUACGAGUACCUGCUCAAGCAGUGGCUGCUCACGCAGCGGACGGAGCCGUACUUGCGCACCAUGUUCGACGAGGCGAUGCUUGGCAUGGCGCGGAGCAUGGUCGCGCGCUCGACGCCGUCCGAGCUGGUCUACAUCGCCGACUACGUGAGCGAGGGGAAGCUCGUGCACAAGAUGGACCACCUCGCCUGCUUCGCCGGCGGGAUGCUCGCGGUGGGCGCGCAGCACGGCGGAGAGUUCGACCGCGAGUACAUGACGCUCGCCGAACGGAUCGGGGAGACGUGCUACGAGUUUUACCGGCGCACGACCAGCGGCCUCUCGCCCGAGUUCAUGUCGUUCGUCGGCGGCUCCGAUCCGAAGGUGCCGCGCAACGCCGCGUACAACAUCGGCCGGCCUGAGGCCGUCGAGACUUUCUUCAUCAUGUGGUACUACACCCGCGACCCAAAGUGGCGCGAGAUGGGCUGGGAGGUCUUUUCGAGCUUCGAGAGGCACGCGAGGACGCCGUCGGGCUGGGCGGCGCUGAAGGACGUCAACAACCCGGCCAAGCUCGACGACAAGAUGGAGUCGUUUGUGCUGGCCGAGACGAUGAAAUACCUGUUCCUGCUCUUCGACUCAUCGUACCCCAUCCCGCUCGACAAGUACGUCUUCAACACCGAGGCGCACCCGCUCGGCACCUUCGACGCCUCCGCCUUCACCUCCGCCGCACCGCCGAAGAGGAGAUGACACGCCCGCGGCGGCCGAUCGGCGUGGCGGCCGGCGCCGCCUCUCCGCGCCCCUGCCGGCGCGCUCGGGUUGCCGUGGCAUCAGUCUCACAUCGCGAGGAGCCGCAGCACUUGCGCGCCGCGCCGUCGUGCGCCGGACCGCGGAAGCCCCACAGCCUCCUGUGCCGUUCUGUUUGUACGUAGUCCUCGCCUUCUCUCUUCCUCGGCCGAUGGGAGACGGACAGAGUGAAACAUGUUGAAGAAUCGUAUUCGUUUGG